Messenger RNA from Brassica napus (rape), 2380 nucleotides. RefSeq lists its product as uncharacterized. Lineage: Eukaryota; Viridiplantae; Streptophyta; Magnoliopsida; Brassicales; Brassicaceae. The record is from RefSeq and is a predicted model, not a curated record. Bases 1650 to 2084 code for a protein of 144 amino acids. The transcript has 5 exons.
GUAUAUACAAAUACAAUUUGCGACCAAAUAAUAUUAACACAAAUUCUUUGUAAAUUUUGAUUCGACAUGAUUUACAUCUUAUAUCCAUUGCUAACUAAUCGAGUAAAAAACUUGUUAGCAAACAUACAUAGUACAUGUGUCACUUAUUUAAGUGUAUGAAAUGGAAAUUUCUACAUAUUAAUAGAUAUAAGUUUAAAAUAAAUAUAUUCUCUCAUAUGAUGUAACUCAUAUACUUAUUGUUUUCCUUUAUAUUUUGCUCUGAAUUAAUUAAAAUAGCAUUAUUUAACCUAUUUUGCACAAAAGCAUUAUAAAAUCUAUAUUCAUUUUUAAUAUAUAGCUCAAAAACUCUGUGAUCUUUUGGCACCUUUUUCGAACUGAGGCUUAUCUUUUGGCUUUUUGUUGGACAAACAAAUCUAAUCUCUAAACAAUUUUUAUUUGAAAAAUAUUAAGAGAUAUCUUUUUUUAUUUAUUAAUAUGAAAUAUCCGGACGUAUAAAAAACCCAGAUUAAUUUUCAAUAAGAAGUACAACCCACAGAUAGACACUCUCUUCGUAAUCAUUUUUUUUUGUUAAACAAGACAUUGUUGGAGUUUCAAUAUGACGAGGCUUUACGACAAAUCGGUGACAUAUGUCUUAUUCAUAGUAAUGACUAAUUCAAACUAUGAUAACCGUUAACUACGAAUGGUUGAGAGAGCAGGUUAGGAUCGGACAAAUGCGUCAAAUGCAUGACUUGUUCUAUAGCAAUCCUAGUUGAAUUCAUUUGGCAACAGAAAGAAUACUAGUUGAAUUGAAUUGUUGGAUUGGAAAAAUAAAAUAAAUCAUGUGGACAGUACAAGAUUUAUUGUGAUGGUCUGAUUUGUGCUGUCCUGGCUGAAUCCAAUACCUUCGACAGUAUCCAUCAUUUAAAUACUAUAGUGACCGCUAAAGAUGCGCCUAUAAAUUUGGAUGUUUGGUUGAGUUUUAUUAAUUUUCAAACCAACCAGGAUUGCAUAUAUAAGAACUACCAAUUUUUUUACUGAAAAAAAGAAUCACCAAAUUACUAAGAAUUACCAAUCUAAGACGAUUCUUUGCAUACUAAUCGAGAUGCAUUAACUUUAAAGAUUUUCUAUGUCGUAUUUGUGCGUGAAUCGUAUUAGCCUUAUAGGUUUAUAGACAUGUAUGUAUUGAUAUGACUAUAUAUGAGUAUAUAUUACAAGGUAAGAAGAAUUAAUAAGGGUUCUAAAAGAAGAAUUUCUUGACCAACUAAACAAAAUAAACAAAGGAUAAAAGUUGGACGUGGGAGAUAUAGCUGCAUGUACCUUGUACUUGAAGACCCUUAGACCACCCGCAUCGGGGGUUUAUGAGGGAGUCAUGGGCUCGGUAUCAUAGGGCUUUUCGAUUAAAAAAAAUAAAUAAAUGGGUUUCAACCCGUGAACCGGGUCUUCCAAGUGAGCCCGUAUGAUACGGGGUCAUGCCACGCGGCGCAGAGGGAGUGGCUACGCGAUCUCGCGUGUUGAGUGAGAAAAAAAGGGUAUCGCGUGAAAGAUCCCAUUUUCUCUUCUCUCUUCGAAAUCUAGGGUUUCUCUGUCUCUGAGGCGAUUUCGUGUCGGAGUCCAGAGCCGGAGCUUUUCUCGAUCAAUUCGUCGUCGGAGUCACUCGUAAACGCUCUCAGAUGGAUCCCGAAGCAGAGAUAAGAGACACAAAGAGAAGAAAGGAGCACAUCGAUAUGCUUUCAAUCGUGUGUGAUUCAGAACACGGGAUUCCGACGAGGUGUCCCUGCGGUGGGAGUAUAAUUCACGAGGUUCGUGGGAAGGAGGAAUACGACACUCUCCCCGGCAAGCGUUUCUUCACCUGCAUAAACUACGAGGCUGAUGGUUUUCAUUAUCGUCAGCCUUGGGUCAUUGGUGUGCAGGAGCAUAUCGAACGGCUCACAAGUCGUGUGGAGGAGGUGGAGGCGGUGAUCAAGUGGCUGCCGGAAGUGAAUAAUAAGAUCAAGAGUCUGGAGGCAGAGGUAAAAGCCCUCACUGUGGAGGUUGAUAGGCUCACUGGGAAGGUUUAUAACCUGACCGUGCAAGUGGAUCACUUGGAGAAAUGCUGCUUCGACUGAAAACACAAAGGUCACGGGUUCAAAGAGGAGGAUGCGUGGAUGGUUGCAGGUCUCUGUUUCUUUAUGUAUCAAAUCAAGUCACGGGUGGUAAUGUAGUAGUAGGUGGUUGUAGUGGUAGGGUAUGUAAGAUGGAAUCACGGGAGAGUGUAGUUUUUUUCAACUUUCUACACUCGUUUUAUGUAUCAAAUCAUGGGCAUGUCCCCACGGCUUUACUUUUGUACUCACGGGUGUAUGUACCCACAUGCUACUUGCUUCAAUGUUUUUCUAUAUAAAUGACUAUGUGUUUCAUUCAUGCA